CUUACAAUUUUAGCUAAUAGAAGAAAAAAAUGCAAUAAUUAAAAUACAUUUUCUAUGCUUUAAGUGUUUUUUUAAUUUACAAUUUAGUCUGUACGCAGACUUUUGUGACUAACUGUAUGUUUAAUUCUAAAUGAUAGACGAUUUCUUGCCUAAUUAUGUAUUUAUUAUCUUGGUACGUGGUCCGCUUGUUUAACCUUAAUUGAGUAAUUUUGAGAAGGUGAUUGACGUAAUCCAGAAAACAGGAUGUUAUCGAAAUAGAUAAGAUGAUUAAAGAAGGAUGAAAUCAUAUGAUAAUGAGUAUUCUAGAAUGUUUCAUAUGUAUUAGUGAAUGGAAAGCAUUUGAUUGGUAAAACAAUGUUUUUUUAAAUCCAUAUUACCUGACUGGUGAUUUAAGUGAUUUCUAGAUUCGUAGUAUAGCAUAUAUAAAUUCAUAUCUUUCAAAAUCAUUGUUACAGUACCUUGUAAACUAGUUUCACGAUUGUGCGUUGUUUGUUUGCUUCCAUUUUUAUGUGUAAAAUAGAUAAUACUUCAGUAUCUUCAAUCUCCGAUGAUACUAUUGCUGAUAUAUUUAUACCUAAAAAGGUAUGUUCGACUUGCGGCAGAGCGUUUACAGUGAAACGGAGCUUGAUUCGACAUCUAAAGAUCCAUUCGGAGAGAAACCCUUUCAAUGUGGAAUGUGAAAUGUCUUUCGUACUAUAAAGUGAUUUAAAUAGGGAAUAUAUACUGAAAAAAAUACCUUUCCAAUGCAGUAUGUAUUGCAAUUCGCUCGCAUUGAUAACUUAAGAGUUCAUGAAACGAUUCAUCUUCGAAAUUUUACUUGUGCGAUAUGUUUACAAGUUUUCCCGAAAACAAGUGAUUUGAAAAGACAUCCGAAAUCUCAUGAAAGGAACUACAAUUGUAAUAAAUGUGCUAAAAAAUUUAGUGAAUUUGAUCAUUUGGAAUGUCAUGAAGCUUCCCAUCUUAAAAGAUGUACUGAAUGCUCGGAAGUUUUUACGAGUCAGAUGGAUUUAAGAAGACACGUGAAAAUUCAUAAAGAUACUUUUAAGUGUAAAUCCUGCUCAAAGGUAUUUGAUGAACUUGAUAAUUUAAAACAGCAUGAAGUUUCCCCUCUUAAAAAUUGUAUUUAAUGUUCGGAAGUUUUUACAAACCAAAGGGAUUUAAGAAGACAUAUGAAGUUGUUUUUAAAUGCAGUAGUUGCUCAGAGUUUCACUAGUGAUGAUGCUUUGGAAUAGCAUGAAGCUUCUCAUGUUAGAAAUUGCACCCAAUGUUCCCAAGCUUUUAAAAGAAAACGUGAUCUUUUACAUCAUAUUCGAAUGAAGCGUAGUCUAACCCGAACCAUAGAAAAACGAAGAAAUGCUGACCAUGUCAGUGUAUGUACGGGUGGUAAAAUCACAAGUCUCAAGGAUAUGUUCGCUACUGAGUCAAUUUUUCUCUAAUACACAGAAUGAUCAAGACCUAGAUGUGUUUCUUGAAUACAUAAAAUCACAACUUGUAGAAAAAUUGAGUGAUAAUGUAGCAACGUAUCGGUUUCUGAAAUCGUAUGCAGUUGUUGUGGUUAAAAUGAGUCGUGAAUGUGAAAAUGGGGAAACUGAAUACAUUUACCCACAUUUCCGUAGCAACUGUUUGCAGUUACUUAAAGCGUAUGAUGUAGAGAGAGAAACUACCAAAGCUUUUGGAAAAACAAAAAAGAGCUAUGAUGAGUUUAAUGAAAAUGGCUCAGGAUUUACCAGACGUCCUGAUUUGAAAAGGAUUGUCCAAGUCUCAAGGCAAGCAUUAUCAUCCAUAAAUAUUGCAUUGGUACCCAAUACAGCAAUAAAAGGACAUACAAGAGGAUGUAGAAUUUUGUUACAAUAUCAGAUGGCUGGGACAGAAACACCAGGAAUGACACAGAGGUCCGUCUGGCCCUUCGUUGCUAUCCCAGCCUGUAGAAGUUAGCCUCCUCUUCUAUAAUGGUACCUUUCAAUGAUGUUCGGCAUCCAAUAGCAUGUCCUUGUCACUGCCCAUCAGGUAUCAUUCUGGGUGUUAAAUCAAGACUAAUCCAUAAAGAGUAUGUGGCCCCACUGUUCUGGUGCUCAACUGCGAUUUUCACGGGCCCAAUUUAACUGCAUCCGUCAGGCAUACAGUCUACCUUCAUGGAGUUAAUGCAACAGAGUUUCAGGAUAUGGGCCAUACUGCAGCAGCAAAAAGAUGGGACACCAACUGUUAUGUGUUAGUGAUCUUGCACAUAGCAACAGAAAGCAAUCGUCUGCCAAUGUGGUAAUCCUCCAAUGUCCAGAUGCACUUCUUCUAGAGGGGUUUUUGAUCCUAUUGAUAAUGAUUCCAUAGCCUAUUGAUGAUACUACAAUACACAUUCAGCACUCUUGCAACAGCGGACUGUCAUGCACCAGCUUGCAAAAUCCCGACAGCCUUCCAACGCAUUUCAUCAUGCAAGUGGUAUCUAUGGCUCACACUUUCCACUUUGGUUAUCUUGGAUUACACGGAAAUAUCACUGCUUACAAACUGAUGCAGAGUUCCAUUACACUCUUUUUUAAGGCAUUGUGAUGUGACCAUGGGAUUAUAUUUUAUACUAAUUUUGGUUGCCCAUUUGUAUUUUGUAAUUCAACCUUUACCUAAUGUGUAAAUUGUAUGUUUUAAUCCCUUUUUCACAUUUGUACUUUUUCUUGUAGCAUUUGUUGCUUAU
Stegodyphus dumicola is the source of this 2680-nucleotide messenger RNA. RefSeq lists its product as uncharacterized. NCBI's taxonomy places the organism in Eukaryota, Metazoa, Arthropoda, Arachnida, Araneae, Eresidae. The record is from RefSeq and is a predicted model, not a curated record.